Molecule: messenger RNA, 399 nt
Organism: Puccinia triticina
Lineage: Eukaryota; Fungi; Basidiomycota; Pucciniomycetes; Pucciniales; Pucciniaceae
Exons: 1
Coding region: 1-399 (132 amino acids)
Molecular function (GO): RNA binding
Source: RefSeq, a predicted model, not a curated record
AUGCCACACCAACACCUACAUACACCCACCAUAUACUUGCCAAAGAUUGCAGCACUGCACUUUGCUGUCCCUAGCCCAGACCCGUCCGGUAACCCAACCACCACUGUCCAGAAACAGGUUGACCCAUGCAACCUGUUCAUCAAAGGCUUCAGCCUAGAUAUUGAGUCCGGCAACCUGUUCCAUGCCUUCAAACAGUUCGGCACUAUUCUCUCUGCGUGGGUGACGAAGAACAAGGCAACAGGGGUCUUCAAGCAGUUUGGCUUUGUCAGCUUCACCACCAAGGAGGCCACCUUGAAUGCGCUUGAAGCCAUGGAUGGUGUUGCCCUCAGCCAAUCUGCUAACCGGAUCGUUGUCCUGCUACUCGAACUCACGAAGGUAACGGACAGAAGACCGGCUUAA